Molecule: messenger RNA, 2856 nt
Organism: Morchella importuna
Lineage: Eukaryota; Fungi; Ascomycota; Pezizomycetes; Pezizales; Morchellaceae
Exons: 3
Coding region: 1-2856 (951 amino acids)
Biological process (GO): N-glycan processing; carbohydrate metabolic process
Cellular component (GO): glucosidase II complex
Molecular function (GO): alpha-glucosidase activity; carbohydrate binding
Source: RefSeq, a predicted model, not a curated record
AUGCGCCAAUUAAAUCCUCUCGGUUCGUCCUCGGCCGGUGUACUUCUCGUCUCAUUCCUCUCUCUCGUCCAGAUUUCCAAAGCUGUCAAACACGGGGAUUUCAAAACAUGCGCGCAGUCCGGCUUCUGCAAGCGUAAUCGAGCUCUCGCCGACCAAGCUACUGCUGCUGGGGCCUCCCGAACAUCACCAUACGAGCUAGAUGCGAACACCGUGGCUCUUAAGGACGGCGUUCUUACAGCUACCAUUCUGAAGAAUAUUGGUGAGGAGAACGUGGAGCUUCCUCUCGUCUUCUCGUUCUUGGACAAUGGCGUUGCGAGAGUUACGAUUGAUGAGGCAAAGCGAAUGACUGGCCAGAUUGAGCUCAGACAUGGGAGUACAGCAAAGAAGGAGCGCUAUAACGAGGCGGCCAAGUGGGCGCUGGUAGGAGGGGAGAAUUUCCAUAAAGAUGCUAUCAUUAAGACAGAAGACGGGGUCACUAGUGUUGCAUACGGCCCUGCAGGUUACCAGGUGAAGAUCACACAUAAACCAUUUAGCGUGAAGUUCCUGAAAGAUGGUGAAGCCCAUGUGGUGCUGAAUGAGAGGAGCUUUAUGAAUAUAGAGCAUUGGAGGCCAAAGCCGGAGGAUAGCGAUGGUAACAAAGGUGAUGAUACAUGGUGGGAAGAGGCUUUUGGAGGAAAUACCGACAGCAAACCCAGAGGUCCUGAAUCUGUUGCUAUGGACAUUACGUUCCCCGGUUAUGACCACGUCUAUGGUAUUCCUGAGCAUGCUAGUAGUCUAUCGCUCAAGGAGACUCGUGGUGGCGAGGGCAAUUAUAACGAGCCAUACCGCCUUUAUAACGCGGACGUAUUUGAGUACGAAAUUGAUUCUCCUAUGACCCUUUAUGGUUCUAUCCCAUUUAUGCAGGCUCAGAAGAAGGGAUCUACAGUUGGUGUCUUCUGGCUAAAUGCUGCCGAAACCUGGAUCGAUAUUGUCAAACAAAAGACCAAUGUGAACGCGCUUUCGCCCGAAAGAGCAACUACACAGACACAUUGGAUGUCCGAAAGCGGACUUUUGGAUAUCUUUGUGCUUCCGGGCCCCAAUUCAUCCUGGUUGUACAAGCAAUACGGCGACCUUACAGGUUUCACUGCGCUGCCAGCAGCUUUCUCAAUUGCCUACCAUCAAUGCAGGUGGAACUAUGUUUCUCAAGAUGAUGUCAAGGAUGUUGACCGCAAGUUUGAUAAAUUCGAUAUUCCAUAUGAUGUUAUUUGGUUGGAUAUUGAGUACACCGACAGCAAGAAGUACUUUACUUGGGACCCUUUGACCUUCAAAGAUCCUGAGACCAUGCUCAAAACAUUAGAUAAACGGGAGAGAAAGCUUGUGGCUAUUAUUGAUCCCCACAUCAAAAACGACAAGAACUAUGCCAUUGGCAAUGAGCUUGUAAACAAAGGUUUUGGUGUCAUGGAUAAAACCGGUAAAAAAAUCUAUGAGGGCUGGUGUUGGCCUGGUUCUUCCCACUGGAUUGACUGCUUCAACCCUGCCGCAAGGGCUUGGUGGAAGUCACUCUUUGACUUCAAAAAGUUCGUUGGCUCUAUGCCAAAUACAUGGAUCUGGAAUGAUAUGAACGAGCCUUCUGUUUUCAACGGCCCAGAAACCACAAUGCCAAAAGACAACAUCCACUAUGAUAACUGGGAGCACAGAGACGUGCACAAUUUGAACGGGAUGACUUUCCACAAUGCAACAUAUGAAGCCCUCAAGACCCGUCUUGGUCCCGGAAAAGAGCGAAGACCAUUUGUGUUGACCAGGUCCUACUUCGCCGGCUCUCAGAGAACUGCAGCAAUGUGGACUGGUGAUAACCAGGCAGACUGGAGCCAUCUUGCCCAGGCUUUCCCUAUGCUACUUGCUCAAGGUAUCGCCGGUAUGCCCUUCGCUGGAGCUGACGUCGGCGGCUUCUUUGGAAACCCAAGCAAAGAGCUCCUAACCCGUUGGUACCAAGCCGGUGCCUUCUACCCCUUCUUCCGCGGCCACGCUCACAUCGACGCUAAACGCCGAGAGCCAUAUCUCGCAGGAGAGCCCUACGUUUCCAUAAUCCGAGAUGCCAUCCGUCUUCGUUACUCUCUUCUCCCCACCUGGUAUACCGCUUUCCAUCGCGCCUCAUGGGAAGGAAUGCCAAUUUUGCGUCCCCACUUUGUCAUGUUCCCCGAUGAUGAGGCUGGUUUCGCGAUUGACGACCAGUUCUACCUCGGUGACACCGGUAUCCUCGUUAAACCCAUUGUUUCCGAGGGUGUCACGGAGACAUCAGUUUAUGUUCCCGAGGAAAAUAUGGUGUACUACGAUUACUUCGACUACACCAUGUACAACGGCAAGGGCAUCCGCUCUGUUCCUGCACCCCUGGGCUCCAUUCCAAUGCUGAUGCGCAGCGGCCAUAUCAUCCCGCGCAAGGAUCGCCCACGUAGAUCCUCUGGUUUGAUGCGCUACGAUCCAUACACCCUCGUCGUGGCACUUGCUCCAGGAGGCGCUGGCGGUGUCCUCUAUGUAGAUGAUGGCGAGACAUAUGACAACAAGGACGGCGCUUUCAUUCACCGCUCAUUCAUAUACAACCCGGGUGACAAGACACUCCGCUCAGGAAACUUGCACCCAGAGCCGGCAAAGGCUGCUAAGUAUGUCAAGGAGAUGAGGGACGUGCGGGUAGAGAGGGUUAUUUUGGUUGGGGUAACAGAUGAGUGGAAGGAUAAGAAGACGGUGGAGGUGAAGCAGGGAAGUAAGACGUGGGAUGCGGAAGUUAAAUUUGUAGAGGGAAAGGAGGGCAGGGCGAGCCAUGUGAUUGUGAGGAACCCGAGAGUCGCAAUCGUGAAAGAUUGGACUAUCAAUUUUGCAUAG